AUGUAUUGAUAACAAGGCGAAACUUGCUGUCAAGAGACUUUCUUUUGCAGUGAUUGUUACUGUGUUACCAAUCAGCACUGUGAAUCGGUACCGUUGCGUGCCUGACCUUUUGCAAGUGAACUUCGCACAUACGUUUGCGUUCAGUGUCCGGCGCAUCAGUCUCUUAGCGCAUGUCGCAACGAAGUUCAGUGACGCUCCACGACUCCAGCAUACAACCUGAUUCUACAAUGAGUUUCGAAACAACCGCAUUCUUCGACUGGGCAUCCGGCACAGGUGCCUCCAUCUGGGAAGCUGUGGCACGCAACUUCAGCUAUGCUGGCCCCUUUGGUCCAACCGGUCCAAUUGGAAAGAGCAGAAACGGAACCGUGCAGGAAGAAAGUCGGCUUGAUCUUCUGCUAUCACCAACUCAGUUCGGUAUCGUUUCGGGAUUGGUACUGUUUUUGUUUUUACGACACAAAAUGAUCCGGUGGAGAGAGGAACACGACGACUUAAAGUUUACCAGUGGUGCGAUGGAUAUGCGGCGAGCCAUCUACACGUUCCUCGCGUUUCUUGAGUUUGUGUUAAUUUCGCCAUUGCUUGUUGGCGUGAUUCUGGUGUUUAAGUUCUAUCGCACGGCUAUCGAACUCGUGCUACGACAACGUCACGGAAACCACUUCAAAGGGCUUUUGGACGGAGCGGACGUUGUGUGGGCAAUCGAAAAUGAAAACUCCCGCGGAAUGAUCAACAUCCUGACACACGUUGAAGAACCGUCCGGUGGCCAUCACUCGACCAUUAGUGCAGAAAUUCUGCUCACCCUGCGUAAACGUAUUUCGUCACGGCUGAUGGGCUACUAUCAGCCCCAUCCCAAAAUGUUCUGGAAGCGCAACGUAGAACUGGGCUAUUACUUUUGGUCUGAUCAGUCUCAACUCACCGUAGAAGAUUACAUACGGUACCUGGAGCUCGUUCCGUUAUCGGAAGGGCAAUCGCACAUCGAGGAACACCAUUUGAGGACAUUGCUAAGUGCAAUCAACAACCGUAACCUUCCUGCCGCUCAUACUUCGUCCUGGGAAGUUCUCGUUGGCCGCCAACCGAUAAUCGAUGAAAGCAAACACAUUUUGAAAUAUCCGAUACUUUUCCGUGUCCAUCAUUCGCUGGGCGAUGGUGUGGCGCUAAUGCGUCUGCUGUUGGAAUCGAUCGUUGAUAGGGAGGUACCAUCACGCUGGAAAUACUUAUCCAAGCUUAAAGUGAUGAACAUCAACUACAUUCUUGAGAACAACAACACAUCGGCACAUCAAAAUCUAUACAAACAGGAAACUCGCAGCGUUCGUUUAUGGAAAAAGCUUCCUUCUGUCGCAGAUUUGGUAAUGCAGAUGGACCGGAUGCGACGGAUUCUGUGGACCAUUUAUACAGCACCGGCAUUUUUUCACGAUGUGUCGAGACGACAGGUGGAUAGUAAUUGCAUUCAUGCAACAAAAAUGUCGCACGAAAAGGUGGUCAGUUGGCUGUAUGAGGAAAACACCGGUCACACGAUGGUUGACAUCAUUAAACGUACCAAACGGCUAUUGCCGGGUACAAGAUUUUCAGACGUAUUCCUGGCGGCAUUAUCAUCCAGUUUGGAGCAGUACUUCAGGAACCGAUGCGACCAACUCCCCCCUGCUCAAAGCCUCACUGUAGUGCUUCCUGCCAGAAUCGAGAAAGAAUCUCCCCACUUGAAGCUACACAAUCGUUUUUCGGUGGCACUUCAAACAUUGCCCAUCGCAUCCGGUAUAUGCUUAGAGGACUCCAACCGCUGUCUCGCACUUCGAAAGCGCAUCCUUGCUAUAAAGAGCCAUUCGGACGCGUUACGCUCUUCGUCCGAUUACAUGAUAAACUUUUGGAUCAUGUCGAAAAUGACUUGUCUCUUCCCGGAGGCCAUCCUACGAAGGAUUCUCAAAAGCGCACACAGCACAAUAGCGAUCUCGAAUCUGCCGGGCCCGCAACAACUACCCCGCAUCCAAGGACGCGAACUAAAAAAUCUGAGUUUCUUCAUUCCGAAUCUAGGCACUACCGCCGUGGGAAUCACGCUCCUCACGUACGGUGGUAAGCUACAGUUGGGCAUACUUGCCGACAGAGCUGUUAUUGGCACCGAAGACGAAGCUCACAGCAUUCUGCAGGGGGCGGUCGAUGAGCUGGAAAAAAUGGGUCACUUGCUGACGGAAGGGCUAUGAGCCGGAACUGUUUGUGACAGCGUGCUUUUGUGCCUUUUGAAUUUUGGACUGCAGUAACACUUACCAAAUCUCAUUACUCCUGAUAAGCCUAACAAGGAAUGCAACCAACGGAACUCACAACCUCCUGGAAGCAUGUCCAAGAGACAAAAAA
Molecule: messenger RNA, 2337 nt
Organism: Anopheles bellator
Lineage: Eukaryota; Metazoa; Arthropoda; Insecta; Diptera; Culicidae
Exons: 4
Coding region: 171-2186 (671 amino acids)
Biological process (GO): triglyceride biosynthetic process
Cellular component (GO): plasma membrane
Molecular function (GO): diacylglycerol O-acyltransferase activity; long-chain-alcohol O-fatty-acyltransferase activity
Source: RefSeq, a predicted model, not a curated record